This is a messenger RNA of Kogia breviceps (pygmy sperm whale), 543 nucleotides long. It is a transcript of the gene RGS8, whose product is annotated as regulator of G protein signaling 8. NCBI's taxonomy places the organism in Eukaryota, Metazoa, Chordata, Mammalia, Artiodactyla, Physeteridae. The record is from RefSeq and is a predicted model, not a curated record.
AUGGCCGCUUUACUGAUGCCACGCAGGAACAAAGGGAUGAGGACUCGACUGGGAUGCCUGUCUCACAAGUCCGACUCGUGUAGUGAUUUCACAGCUAUUCUUCCCGACAAACCCAACCGUGCUCUAAAGAGACUAUCCACAGAAGAAGCUACGAGGUGGGCAGAUUCCUUUGAUGUACUUCUCUCCCAUAAGUAUGGGGUGGCUGCAUUCCGCGCCUUCCUGAAGACGGAGUUCAGUGAAGAGAACCUGGAGUUCUGGUUGGCCUGUGAGGAGUUCAAGAAGACCAGGUCAACUGCAAAACUGGUCUCCAAGGCCCAUAGGAUCUUUGAAGAGUUUGUGGACGUGCAGGCUCCACGGGAGGUAAACAUAGACUUCCAGACCCGAGAAGCCACGAGGAAGAACAUGCAAGAACCAUCCCUGACUUGCUUUGACCAAGCCCAGGGAAAAGUACACAGUCUCAUGGAGAAAGACUCUUACCCCCGGUUCCUGAGGUCCAAAAUGUACUUAGAUUUGCUGUCCCAAAGCCAGAGGCGGCUCAGUUAG